AUGACAUCUACACUGAUUAUCGAUAGAAAACGUACAUAUAAAGAAACAUGUAAUGAUUUAUAUGAUUGUUACACUGAAUAUGGUUUAUUAUGUGAAUAUGGAUGGAAUGAAAAUAGAAGUUGUUUAUGUGAAGGAUCUCAUUAUUGGUCUACUCAACAGAAUAAAUGUCUUCGAAAAGGAGAAAUGAAUGAUUCAUGUGAUGUUGAUUAUCAAUGUCAUCAAGAGAUUGGUUUUGUAUGUGAUAAACCACCUGGUGCAUCAACAAAAAUAUGUAUAUGUGCAGCAAAUAUUUAUUGGGCAAAAAUUUCUAAUUGUGGUCAAAGAAUGAUUCAACAUAUUGUCGAUUGUAUUAAUGAAAAUUAUGCAACAACAUGUCUUAUUCUUAGUACUGAUUAUAUGUAUCAUAUGGUUACAAUUAGAUCAUUUUCUGAAAAAGAACUUUCAUUUGAUUGGUUUCUUAUCGAUAAUCGAGCUUUAUUAGAAUUACCACAACUUAGUUGUACUUUUAAUAAUGAUACAAAAUAUUGUUUUGGUUUAAGUAUUCAAGAUUCUCAACAUUCUCUUAAACUUGCACAAUUUACACGAAAAGGAUUUCAUAGUAUUGAAAAUAUUGGUGGUAAUAAUCGAGGUAUUGCAUUUGGUUUAACUAAUAUCAAUAAUGUGACUGUUUUUGUACGUAAUUCUCAAAAUACACUCUAUCAUCGAACUAUUGCAGAUGAUGAAAUAUUAUCGCCGUAUGAUAUUGCUUUAUCAUCAUCAGGUAAUCCAACGUGUUAUAUUCAAGAAUUAUUAACUACUCGUCAGACUUAUUGUUUUGCUCGGAAUUCAGCAUUUGGUCUAACAGAAUAUGCUGAAUUAUCAGAAUAUGAAUGGCGAAUUACCCAAUUAGGUUAUGCAACAGAUCGAAUUCGUGAUGAAAUUGCACCUGUUUGUAGUUAUGUUGGACAAUUACAUCGUUAUUGCUUUGCUAUUUUUGAAAAUGGACAAAUUUAUCGAAUUAUUUCUAAUUCCAAUAUAUGGAGUACAUGGGAAUUAAUUGGCAAAGGACAACAACAAUUUAUUACUCAACCGGUAUUUUUAACAUCAAAACCAUUAAAUCAAUCAGAUCCUGGUCAAACAUGUUAUUUAUUUGCAAUUGACACAAAUAAUAAUUUACAAUUAUCAACAAAUAUUAAUUGUGCUGUAUCAGAUAAUUUUAGUGAAUGGAUACCUAUAUCAACAAAUUUAAAAUUCAAACAAGUUGAUAAAACAUUUCGAUUGCGUGAUGGUAAUAUUGGUGUAUUAGGUAUUGAUAAUCAAAAUCAACCUUAUUAUAUGUAUCUUGAUCCACAAACAAAUCGUUUUACAUCACCACGUCCAGCAUUUACAGUGAAGCCAGAACAAUUUCGUUCUUAA
Molecule: messenger RNA, 1395 nt
Organism: Adineta steineri
Lineage: Eukaryota; Metazoa; Rotifera; Eurotatoria; Adinetida; Adinetidae
Source: the annotation of a GenBank genome assembly